Molecule: messenger RNA, 760 nt
Organism: Chelmon rostratus (copperband butterflyfish)
Lineage: Eukaryota; Metazoa; Chordata; Actinopteri; Chaetodontiformes; Chaetodontidae
Gene: cnep1r1
Product: CTD nuclear envelope phosphatase 1 regulatory subunit 1
Exons: 6
Coding region: 34-411 (125 amino acids)
Cellular component (GO): cytoplasm; Nem1-Spo7 phosphatase complex
Source: RefSeq, a predicted model, not a curated record
UACAGGCAGCGGCAGGGUGCCGGACUAGCCGAAAUGAACUCCUUGGAACAGGCCGAAGACCUGAAGGCUUUUGAGAGAAGAUUGACAGAGUAUGUCUCCUGUUUGCAACCUGCUACAGGCAGGUGGAGAAUGAUUCUGAUUGUGGUGUCUGUUUGUACGGCUACUGGGGCGUGGAACUGGUUAAUAGACCCCGAUACACAGAAGGUCUCUUUCUUUUCAUCACUGUGGAAUCAUCCCUUCUUCACCAUCAGCUGCAUCACUCUUAUAGCUCUCUUCUUUGCUGGGAUACACAAACGAGUUGUGGCACCAUCUAUUAUUGCUGCCCGCUGUCGGACAGUUUUAGCAGAAUACAACAUGUCCUGUGACGAUACGGGAAAACUCAUUCUCAAACCACGACCAAACAUCCAGUAACCACAAGCUUCCAUGGGGUGGUCAGACAAUGUACCUGGUGUUUGUUGACAGCCACUGAUCACUCUGUGUCUUGAGUCCUUGGAUGGUCUGAACAACAUCAAAGGCAACCGCGCUGAGGCAGAUCUUCAUGAUGGGGGUGCAUUUGGACGAAAGAAGAAAUGAACUGAUUGGGCCUUUUAAUCGUGUCGCUGUGCUGAUGUCAACAUUGAAGCUGCUGAUCUUCUCACAUAGUCUGAUAUAUUUUACUCAUUCAGUGUGAGCUCAGUUGUGUGUAUUUCUGUUUCUAAUGCAUGUAUUUUAUCAAAAUGUUUCUAUUUUUAAAGUUCGUUGCCUAAUAAAUACUUAAGAG